Messenger RNA from Phytophthora nicotianae INRA-310, 276 nucleotides. RefSeq lists its product as hypothetical. The record is from RefSeq and is a predicted model, not a curated record. The transcript is spliced from 2 exons. Bases 1 to 276 code for a protein of 91 amino acids. Lineage: Eukaryota; Oomycota; Peronosporomycetes; Peronosporales; Peronosporaceae.
AUGGUGGUAGCGGUCCCCGAUGAGACGAAUCUGGUCCGUGAACCUCCGUUAUUGGUGAAACAGACUAGUGCCAACUUUAUGGAUUCUGUCGAAGGCCGACUUCUGCGAGGAUACUCGAGUAAAGAGGAAGAGAGGGUGGGAUUCGGCACACUCGUCAAUGCUAAGAUUCUUGACGCGGAAAUUACUCCCAAGGAGCUACGCAAGGCGCUGGGCUUUUCCCGCAAGUUCGGGAUCGAGGAACUCAAGAAGCUGGAUUCAACCACAAAGCGAAAAUGA